GUGGUGGCCGAGGCAGACCGUACCGUAGUGAGGAGCGUCGAUGCGUGCCGUGGACUAUGGGUGGUUUAGUCAUCGACGAGGCAUCGCCGACUAUUCACAGUUCGAGCUAAUCGUCCGGAAGAUGAAGUUGAGGAAUUUGGGCCCACGGGACGACGAACCUUGCUUACUUAAGACCCGACGCCUCUGAUAGGCACAUCACUACCCACGAGACUUGGCUGAGGAUCGGCUGAAAGGGCGUGUGAGUGCGUGGACGGAGAUUCUCGGGGAAUUUGGCAACGGUCGCGACAGACUGAGGAUAAGAGAGACGCGGACAUGGCCGGCGAGGACACGGAGCUCUGUGGCUUCAUGGACGCAAAACUGCCCGGUGGCCGCUGCAUGAGCCAGCGGGUGAAAAAGCGCUCACUGGCCCCGUGGAAGGUGUGGCGCCGACACUGGUGCUCGGUACGUAAGCUCGGACCGGGCCUCGGGAUCGAGCUCCUCCUUGAUUACGGAGUGGGCAGCAACGUGGGCCCGGCGAGCGCCGACAAGGACAACUGCAUUAGGAUACCGGCCAACGCUAUUGUCUGCCGCACAGAGUCGCGCACCAAGCAAUUCGCCUUCGGGGUUUUUCCGGCGAAGGAGCGCAAGCCCCUCGUCUACCUGGCGGCCAACUCCGAGAGCGAGUCCCAGCGCUGGAUGGCGAGCCUGCGCCAGCUGCUCAGACCGAGGCGGCACCGCUUCAUGGACGGCACCUUUAAUGUCUCGAUGGUCGAUAACGCACACUCGAGAUCAGCCGGACUGACUGGACUGUAUGGGGACUUGGUGGCCAGCCGCACCGGUAUCUUUGUGAAGGACGUGCACACGGGCGACAUCGUGGAGACGAUCGAUUGGAAGGAGACGAGCCAGUUUCACCUGUCGAGCUCCGGCCGUCCGGAGGAUGUGAAGCGUGUCUGCGUAAUUCACACGACGAAGGCCUUCCGCGGCGGUAUCGGCGAGCUCCACGUGUUCUGUUUGAACGCGCCCCGUCUGCUCCAGGACCUGGUGACGCAGGGUCGCGGACCCCGACACAAGCAUCUCGCCCAGCGUCCGCUCAGCCUCAGCGAGGGCGACCUGAGACUUGCCGUCCAACCCGGCACCGACUGCAGCGACCGCGGUCUCGAGGUUCUCAAGCGCAAGAUCACGACGGUGAACAUCGUCAAUAAUGGCCUUGGACUCCUGCUGUCGACAAGGUCCGGAAGCGAGGCCAAGCUCCUCGGCGACAUUGUCGUUAACAACGGGACGCUCGAGAAAAUGACGUCAAAAAUGGCAAUGCACAAGCGCGCCGUGGACAACGUGUACCAACCGGAGCCGGCCGCCAUUAAUAAUGUGAUGUCGAGCCUCGAGGAGCUGGAGGAACCUUCCUCGAGGCGCGUCUCGAACAUAUCCGUGGCCUCGGGCAUCUACGAGGAGAUCCUCGAUGAUUUCGUGGCACCGAGGACGCGCAGAGUGCCGUCGAACCUAUACGAGGACCCGGAGGAGCUCAUAUUGAACUCAUCCGUCAAGCUCCAGCCGCCGCCGCUGCCGCCCCGACAAAGACGCGAAUCUGGAUCAGUGCGAAAUGGAAGCAUUAGCGACGACGGUUUGGACUCGGAGGGCGGCACUCGAUCAGCGACGCCCAACACGCAGGAGGACACAACGCCAACGCCCGAGGAGAAGGUAUCCGUGUCGAAUCGCAUCCUCGAGGACACUUCGGAUUACGUGCCAAUGUCGCCACGCCUGCAGGACAUUGCACUGCACGAGCUACAGCAGCAAGCGCAACAAGAGAACUUGUACAUGGUGAUGCGAUAAGCGAUGAAGAAUGUCCAUGACUGUCUCGGACGGGA
Molecule: messenger RNA, 1841 nt
Organism: Ceratosolen solmsi marchali
Lineage: Eukaryota; Metazoa; Arthropoda; Insecta; Hymenoptera; Agaonidae
Exons: 5
Coding region: 313-1806 (497 amino acids)
Source: RefSeq, a predicted model, not a curated record